AUGAGUGGCGGUGUUUACGGUGGAGAUGAAGUUGGCGCCAUUGUCUUGGACAUUGGUAAUACAACUGUUCGUGCUGGUUUCGCCGGUGAAGAUACACCAAAGGCCGACUUUCCUUCAUAUGUGGGUUGUACGACCGAUGGUAACUUCGAGGAUGACAAUGCCAUGGAUACUGCAGAUGGUCCGACAUCAGUAGCUUCCAAAAGGAAAUAUUAUAUUGGUUAUAAUUUUCUAUCAUCGCCUAAAGAAAGGAUGGAAAUGAUUAGCCCUUUAAAGGAUGGAAUGAUUGAUGAUUGGGAUCUAUUUAAAGAACUUUUUGACCAUACCUUUGCCAAUCACAUUCGCUCCGAUCCUUCGGUGCAUCCUAUUUUGAUGACGGAACCUGCUUGGAACGAACGAGGGAAGCGAGAGAAACUGUGCGAGCUUAUGUUUGAAACGUACAAUGUGCCAGCAUUUUACCUUUGCAAGAGUCCAGUAUUAGCGGGCUUUGCCAAUGGUCGCUACACUGGUAUAAUCCUUGAUUCAGGAGCGCAUCAUACUUCCGCCAUUCCAAUUUAUGAUGGUUAUGUUUUACAACAAGGCAUAGUAAAAUCUCCUUUGGGUGGAGAUUUUGUUACGGCUCAGUGCAGGUCUUAUUUAGCCGACAAGAAUGUUGAAAUUGUUCCUACUUAUUUAGUUGGUAGCAAGACCCCAGUGGGUAAAGGAGAGCCAUCUAUUUAUACAAAGAGGGCAAAUUUACCGGCAAAAAUAACUCAAUCUUACCAUAAUUAUAUGGUCAAGAAUACUCUACACGACUUUAAAGCCUCGGUUUUGGAAGUUUUGGAUUCAAAUUUUCAUGAAAUCAAUGCAGGAAGUAUUCCAUCGAUGCAUUAUGAAUUUCCUGAUGGGUACAAUAAUUCUUACGGGGUAGAUAGAUUUAAAUUAGCAGAGGGUUUAUUCGAUCCAUCAACUGUCAAGGGAAUGGAUUGCACGAACUUACUGGGAAUUUCUCAACUUAUACUAACGAGUGUAGGAAUUUGCGAUAUCGAUAUCAGACCGAAUUUAUACAGCUCCGUCGUUGUUACUGGAGGUAAUUCCUUACUGCGAGGAUUUUGCGAUAGGUUAUCUAGAGAGUUGCAAAACAAAGUUCCUCCGGGUUUACGAACAAAAGUCGUUAGUGCUAACGGUUCAUUAGAACGACGCUGUGGUGCCUGGAUUGGUGGAUCGAUAUUAGCAUCUUUGGGUUCCUUUCAGCAAAUGUGGAUAUCGAAACAAGAAUAUGACGAUGGUGGAAAAAACUGCGUUGAGAGAAAAUGUCCGUAA
This is a messenger RNA of Trichoplax adhaerens, 1299 nucleotides long. RefSeq lists its product as uncharacterized. Lineage: Eukaryota; Metazoa; Placozoa; Uniplacotomia; Trichoplacea; Trichoplacidae. The transcript has 15 exons. The coding region runs from base 1 to 1299 and encodes 432 amino acids. Gene Ontology annotation, molecular function: chromatin binding. Gene Ontology annotation, biological process: nervous system development; regulation of transcription by RNA polymerase II. Gene Ontology annotation, cellular component: SWI/SNF complex; NuA4 histone acetyltransferase complex. The record is from RefSeq and is a predicted model, not a curated record.